This is a messenger RNA of Sorex araneus (European shrew), 927 nucleotides long. Its product is annotated as olfactory receptor 5H2-like. Bases 1 to 927 code for a protein of 308 amino acids. Lineage: Eukaryota; Metazoa; Chordata; Mammalia; Eulipotyphla; Soricidae. The record is from RefSeq and is a predicted model, not a curated record. The transcript has a single exon. Gene Ontology annotation, molecular function: odorant binding; G protein-coupled receptor activity; olfactory receptor activity. Gene Ontology annotation, biological process: G protein-coupled receptor signaling pathway; sensory perception of smell. Gene Ontology annotation, cellular component: membrane.
AUGGAGAAGGAAAAUACAACAGUGAUUGCUGAGUUUGUUCUCACAGGACUUACAUAUCAAGAGCAGUGGCGAAUCCCACUGUUUUUGGUAUUUUUGGCAAUAUACUUUAUCACCAUCACAGGAAACCUUGGUCUUAUUGUUGUUAUCUGGAAUGACUCUCAACUUCACAUCCCCAUGUACUUAUUCCUUGGAAGUUUGGCCGUUGUAGAUACAUCAUUGUCAUCAACAGUGACCCCUAAAAUGAUGGUCAACUUUUUCUCCAAGAAUAGGAUAUCUUUCACUGAAUGCGUGAUACAAUUUUUUUCUGUUGCUGUCUGGGUAACGACAGAAUGUUUUCUCUUGACAAGUAUGGCAUAUGAUCGCUAUGUAGCUAUAUGCAACCCUUUACUUUAUCCAGUGAUUAUGACCAAUCGACUUUGUGUCUGGCUGAUAACCACAUCAUUCAUAGGUGGCAUUAUUCAUGCCUUUAUUCACACAGGGUUUUUGUUGAGAUUAACUUUCUGUAAUGACAAUAUAAUACAUCACUUUUACUGUGACAUUGAGCCAUUGUUUAAGAUUUCCUGUUCUGAUCCUUCAAUUAAUGUUCUGAUAGUUUUUACUGUUGCUGGUUCAAUUCAGGUAAUCACUGUUAUGAUUAUUCUUGUCUCUUACACACUUGUUCUCUUUUCAAUAUUAAAAAAGAAAUCUUUAGAAGGCAUGAAAAAGGCUUUGUCUACCUGUGGAGCCCAUUUCUUAUGUGUGGCUUUAUACUAUAUUCCUCUUAUCUACAUGUAUGUGCGCCCUGCAUCUGCAAAGUCAGAUGAUCAAGAUAUGACCGAUUCUGUAUUUUAUACUAUCAUAAUUCCUUCAUUAAAUCCAAUUAUCUACAGCCUAAGAAAUAGGAAAGUCAUAGAUUCACUGACAAAAACAUUACAGAGAAAUGUUUAG